AUGACGGUCUACACUACUGAUCACUCUGCGUCUGUUCUUCAGACCCAUAACUGGCGCACGGCAUGCAAUUCCGCCGCCUAUCUCCUCCCAUACAUAAUCCCAACCUCGAAGAUCCUCGACAUUGGCUGUGGCCCCGGUUCAAUUACUCUCGACUUCGCGCGCCGCGCACACCAAGGCCAUGUUACUGGUAUUGAAUAUGUAUCUGACCCGCUAGACCAAGCCCGCGGGCUGGCAGCGUCUCAGGGGGUAACGAACAUUGAAUUCCGUGUGGGGGACAUCCACUCUCUCGAGUUCCCCGAUAAAACCUUCGAUAUAGUUCAUGUACAUCAGGUGUUACAGCAUAUUGCGGACCCAGUCAAGGCAUUACGGGAGAUGCGUCGUGUCACGAAACCCGGCGGUAUUGUCGCUGCAAGAGAAUCAGCCGCCAUGACUUGGUAUCCUGAAAACAAGGGCAUCGAGGCAUGGCUUGAUAUUACUACGCGGAUGGCGAAGGCUAUGGGUGGCAAUCCUCAUCCAGGACGAUCGAUUCAUGUGUGGGCCGAGGAGGCGGGGUUUGAGCGCUCAAAAGUUCAGAAGAGCACUGGUUCGUGGUGCUUUAGUACCCCCGAGGAGAGACAAUAUUGGGGUGGGUCGAUGGGCGAAAGAGCGAGGUCAUCGGGGUUUGCGAAGACAGCGGUCGAGAAAGGGUUCGCAACGAAGGAGGAGCUGGAUAGGAUCUCCAAUGGGUGGAAGGAGUUUGUGGAUGGGGAGCAUGGAUGGUUUGGCUUGUUGCAUGGUGAGAUUCUGUGUCGGAAGUAG
This is a messenger RNA of Aspergillus alliaceus, 798 nucleotides long. Its product is annotated as class I SAM-dependent methyltransferase. The transcript has a single exon. The record is from RefSeq and is a predicted model, not a curated record. NCBI's taxonomy places the organism in Eukaryota, Fungi, Ascomycota, Eurotiomycetes, Eurotiales, Aspergillaceae. Bases 1 to 798 code for a protein of 265 amino acids. Gene Ontology annotation, molecular function: methyltransferase activity.